GCCUUGUUUGCUCAUUUCAAACUCUCUUUUUUCCCCUCAGCCUCGUUGCUGCUUGAAAGAGAAGCAUGUUCCUGCUCCUCCUCCCAGGAUCCUAACCUGCGCAAUAUCAGGAUCCAGCUCCAGCUGGAGAAACGUCGAGUGCAGCGCUGCCUUGUGAGGACUCGGACUUCGCUAGCUUUAUGCUGAUCUGCUCUGGGUGCUGCUUCAUUCCAUCUUCCCUCGCCGGUCAUGGAUCUUGCAAAUACGCUUAUUCGUAGUGUGGCUCGCGCUUUCUAUGAGACCCGCCAAAUCCUGGUGAUUGAUGCGCUCUUCAUACAUUCAGUGCUUCAUGCAGAGGACCUUGCCUUCCUCUUGGGCAUGCAGCAGAAAGAUCUCCGGAAACUCUGUGCCCGGUUGCGCGAGGAGCGUCUGAUUGCAAGUCACACGCGAGCUGAACUCCGAGAUGGAUCUACUCGUCCCGUCAACCGCGAAUACUACUACAUCCCACUACACCCAGUCAUUGAUGCGAUCAAGUACAAAGUUUCGAAAUUGACGUCAACGAUCAAAGCUCAAUACACGCCCAGCGAGGAAAGAAAGGAAUACAUCUGUCUGCGCUGUGGAGCGGAAUGGACAGAACUAGACGUGCUGAGCCUGUAUUCUGAAGAAGGUUUUGAGUGCCAGAGCUGCGGAGCCAUCCUCGAACGGACCGAGGAUGUGAAGGGCACCGAAGGGAUCGAUCGAACGGGACACGAAAAGAACAGCAAGCUCAUGGCCCAGCUCGACAAAAUGUUGAAGUUGCUUAAACAGAUUGACUCGACCGAGAUCCCGCCUAAUGAUUUCGAAACGGCUUGGGAUCACAAAGUCGAUGUUAUCCGAAACCAGCAGACUCAUCCCACAAGGCCUACUAUCGCUGUGCCCUCGAAGAAGCAAGAGCUGGUCCGCGGCAAUGCCAAGACUGAUGCGGCUGCUCUCGAGAUCUCCCUUACCUCGUCUGAGGAAAAGAGCGCUGCCGAGCAAGCAGACGAAGCUGCACGCAAGGCCGCGCUGGAAAAGCAGAAUGCCCUUCCAGUAUGGCAUACGCAUUCCACCGUCUCCACGACGGCUGGCAACAUCAAUACGGCCACUACCAUCAAACGGGAAUCCGAUGCGGCCAUCAAGCCUGAAAUGAAGGAGGAAGAAGCAGAAACUAAACCUGCCAUUGACACUCUUGAUGAUAAAGUUGCUGCCUACUACGCCGAAAUGGCCAGGGAGCAGGCCCUGCAGGCCCAGGAAGACGCAAGCACCCCCGAGGAAGACGACUCCGACGAAGAAUUUGACGAGCAAUUUGAGGACGUCGGUACUAUUUCCGUUAGCGAUGUACCUGGCACUCCUGCAGCCGUUGCUCCUGCUGGCGGUCCGACUAGUGCGCCUAUUGCUGCGGGACCGCCAGCAACAACAACAAUGGUCACUGGUAUCAAGCGUGAACUUGACGCGGACUCUAUCCUCAGUACCACCAGUGUCCCGCAAACUACUUCAGUUACUCCAUCAACUUCUGCAGCAGAGGACGGUGCUCCGGCGGUAAAGAAGCCGAAAAUCGAAGAACAAGGCCCUCAAGUUAAAAGAGAGGAGGAAGAAUCGGAUGAGGAUGAGGAGUUCGAGGACGUUUGAUACUUUCGCCCCCUCCCCAGUUUGUCCUCUAGCUAUACUUACUGAUCCGCAAGCCAUUUCUAUUUGUUUUAUUUAUUCACUUAUUUUUUUAUUUUUUAUUUUUUCAUGGUAAGUCCGACUUGGCGCUGGCGCUGGCGCCAGCAAAGAAAGAUCACCAGUGAUUAUUCCUUAUUUACUUCUCACUGGGUUGGCUAUGGUAUGUUCAUUUCCAACGGAGAAGUGAUGGCAUUCCGUUUCAUAUUAUUUUUCUUCGCUUGAUGUAUGAUUCGAACUUUUUCUAUCCUUUUCGAGGGCUCACUUGAUGCUGUGAGAUAUAGCUCGAUUUAGACAUUCGAUAUUUUAUAGCGUAAAUCAUGGAUAUAGACAUAAAAGUUAUUAUAAUCUUCGACAAUUGAAAGAAUCACAG
Molecule: messenger RNA, 2032 nt
Organism: Monascus purpureus
Lineage: Eukaryota; Fungi; Ascomycota; Eurotiomycetes; Eurotiales; Aspergillaceae
Source: the annotation of a GenBank genome assembly